GAACGGAACACAGGAAUCGGACUGUGCGCGUAAUUGAAAGCGGGGUUUUCAGUUUUGUCGCAAAGCAGCGGCUCAAGAAAUUUGACGUUUAUUUAUUAAAUUGGAAUUUGCUCUGGCGUUCUAAUUGGAUUCUACCGUCGCGCCCAAACGAAUCUUUCGAAAACGGUUGAACUAAAUACCAUCUCCUUGAUUCGUUUUAAAUUUAUUUGCUAGUGCGUAGAACGUUUCGUCGAUUGAAGUGCUUCAAAUUAUUAAUCAGCUAAAAAAAAAUUAUUAAUCAGCAAGUGAAAAAGUGAAAUAUAGUAAAUGUGUUGGUAAUGAAAAAUGCUACAAAUAUUUAAUUUUAGUGAAUCAUUUACUCAGUGUUUUUUAUAACAAAAGUAUGAUUUAAAUCAUAGAAAAUGAAAAGUUCUGAGUAAAACGUAGCAUAAAAUGUUUCGCUAUUGUUUGUUAGUGCCACUAACUGUGUAGUGGAUUAAAUAAAACCGAAAACGUGCACUACAAAAGCAACAACUUAUUUAAUUUAUUGUCAAGGCUAACGUCUUUUCACCAAUUAAAGCUGGCACGAAGUCUUAUUAAAUAAAAGGCUAGUACUUGGCGGCAACAAAAAUAGAAACAAACAAAAAUUAUUUUCGUCUGCAAGUUUGGUUCACUAUGAGCUCAUUUUUAAUGGGUUAUCCACACGCACCGCAUCAUGUUCAAAGCCCAAUGGGUAUGGGCAAUGGUUUAGAUCCAAAAUUUCCUCCCGUUGCCGAUGACUAUCAUCACUACAAUGGGCAUUACUCCAUGACCGCAACGACGGGACAUAUGUCGGGUGUAGGUGGCGCAAUGGGUGGUGGUAUGCCACCCGGUAUGCCGACGCAUCCUCAUGCUACCCAUCCUGCCGACAUGGUCAAUGAUUAUAUGGCAGCCGCUGCUCACCAUCAUUCCACUGCCACUCACCAUCCGCCUCACCUACAUUCCCAUACAAAUAGCGCGCUCGCAGGUCACCAUCACAAUAAUGGUUACACCAACUAUGCUCCAACGCCUACUCACCAUCACCAUCAAAGUCUUGGAUAUUAUGGGCAUCACGCGGCAGCGGUGCAUUCUGGUCCGCCGGAGUUCAUAUCGGCUGGAGCGGUACAUAGCGAGCCGGUGACGUCCUUGGGAAGCAGUGUCUAUCCACCGCCGGUCAAUACACCGAAUGGCAUCAGCGCAUCACUCACAUCUAAUGGAUAUUAUGGCGGUUAUUAUGGUACAAACGGAAGUGUUGGUAGUGCCCAUUCGCAAGGGCAUUCACCACACUCCCAAAUGAUGGAUAUGCCCCUGCAAUGCUCUUCAACGGAACCGCCGUCGAACACUGCGUUAGGGCUCCAAGAAUUAGGUUUAAAGCUCGAAAAACGGAUUGAGGAAGCAGCGCCCGCCGGACAACAGUUACAAGAACUUGGCUUGAGGCUACGCUGUGAUGAUACUGGGUCAGAAAAUGAUGACUUGUUGGAAGAGGAUCGUCUGAUGUUGGAUAGAUCACCAGAUGAACUAGGCUCAAAUGAAAAUGACGAAGAUUUGGGUGACUCGGAUUCAGACGAAGAUUUAAUGGGAGAAACCGCAGAUGGCGAGAGAAUCAUAUAUCCAUGGAUGAAGAAAAUACACGUAGCUGGAGUUGCUAAUGGUUCCUAUCAGCCGGGCAUGGAGCCGAAACGUCAGCGCACCGCCUACACUCGCCAUCAGAUACUCGAACUCGAAAAAGAAUUCCACUAUAAUCGUUAUCUCACUCGUCGUAGACGCAUCGAAAUCGCACAUACGUUGGUGUUGUCGGAGCGGCAAAUAAAAAUAUGGUUCCAGAAUCGACGCAUGAAGUGGAAAAAAGAUAAUAAAUUGCCAAAUACGAAGAAUGUGAGGAAGAAGACGGUAGACGCAAACGGAAAUCCAACACUGGUAGCGCCGAAGAAACCAAAGAGGGUUAGCGCAAAAAAACAGGCGCAGCAACAGCAGCGGCAACUACAACAAACAACUCAGCAACAGUCGCAGCAGCAACAACAACCGCCGGUAAUAAAUGAGUGCAUACGAACGGAUAGCCUAGAAAGCAUCGGCGACGUCAGCUCUUCUCUGGGGAAUACGUCGUAUAUGCCCGUAUCUAAUGAUGCGGCGAAUUUGCUUAGCGCUCCAACGCUUCACCAGCACCCAUGCAAUAAUAGCAAUACUAACGGAAGUGGCAAUUACAAUGGAUCUCAACAACAACAGCAGCAGCAACUACCAAAUAGCCAUACGAAUGGUGGUGUUAAUGUUCCUGGUAGCUUGCAAGCGACCGCCAACGCCAACAAUCAAAUGCAUGCGAGUCUACAUCCCGCCGCUCAACAUGUCCACGCAUCACUUCCGCCACCACAACAGCAACCUGAUAUGAUGGCGAAUCUGCAACACAUAAAACAAGAUUAUGAUCUGACUACACUGUAGAAAUCAAGAGCAUGGGAUAGACGUUUGGGAUAAGGUUCUUAAACUAUAAUUAAUUAACUCAUUUCGAUUGAGUGGUGAAUCUAAUUUGCAAAUAUAGUAUUUAAAUGAGAGUCAUUUUCUUCUGAAGCUACGAAAAAAUUAACCACGAUAACUUAAACGGCGAGGCUCAUCGUGGUUCAAUUGCCAG
Molecule: messenger RNA, 2617 nt
Organism: Anastrepha ludens (Mexican fruit fly)
Lineage: Eukaryota; Metazoa; Arthropoda; Insecta; Diptera; Tephritidae
Gene: Dfd
Product: homeotic protein deformed
Exons: 5
Coding region: 655-2430 (591 amino acids)
Biological process (GO): regulation of transcription by RNA polymerase II; anterior/posterior pattern specification
Cellular component (GO): nucleus
Molecular function (GO): RNA polymerase II cis-regulatory region sequence-specific DNA binding; DNA-binding transcription factor activity, RNA polymerase II-specific
Source: RefSeq, a predicted model, not a curated record